AUGAAGCCAGUAGAGAUCAGAUUUUCUCUACACAGACCUCUACAGCACAGAGAUCCAGCCAUGGUACCUACAAUCACACCAGCCACGAUCUACUCUAAGGAGCACCUGACUCUGACAAACAAGCUAAGAAACCCAGUGGUGGAGAAGUUAUGCAGAGAUCAUAUCAACAACAGCAUUGAGCAGCUCAAGUCUUUCCUGGUUCCAGAGAUCCUCAACCAGCAGCCCGACUCCAAGCUGGACAAAGCCGACAUCCUGGAGAUGACAGUUUGCAUCCUGAGACAACAGCAACAGAACCAGCCAGUGAGCUCCUCCUCCUGCUCAGCACCUGUCAAUCAGGGUUACUCCAGGUGUGUCCAUGAGAUUGUUCACGUCCUGUCUAAAGAUGAGCUGAAGACACAGUCCCAGAGAAGCCUGCUGAGCCACUUCCAGAGCCUGCAGCCAUCCUCUGAUAAGAACAGGAGGGGGAGUGACCAUCCUCAGUUGAGCUUCCCAGCCCAGCACAGCAUCAGCAAAGAGAAGAGUCCAGUCAACAUCGCCCUCUGGAGGCCCUGGUAGAGACCUACAUACUGGAGCUCCACUCAGACAAACACAAUGGAUGGACCAUGUUGGUCUAAGAUUCAUUUCAUUUACAGUAAUGAGUAUAAGUAAAUAUUUUCUUUGUUUUCUGCUUAUGCAGGAGUUUUUAAAAGUCUUGCUGUGAUUGAGACUUUUCAUUUCAGUUGUACUGAAGUUAUAAACGUUUUCCUAGAAAACAAUCUGAUCUUUGAAAACUACAUUUUUGUAGUGUUAAUUGAAAUCAUCAUAACCUUUAUGUUUUGUGAAAAAUGUUGAUUAUAUUGAUCAUGGGUUAAUAUUCAUGAUCAACGAUAGCUUGAAUGGUUCUCUAUGAGAACUUUUAACCCAAAAUGGAUGUUAUAUGAUCAGUCUGUUUGUGAUUGUAUUUGAAAAAUCUGUUUUUAUGGUCUAAAAAUUAGAGUUAUUUUUUACCACUACAUUUGUGUAGUGAUAUAGUCAUAUUGACAUUGUAUUGAACAUCUUCCGUGAAGCAUGUAUCAGUUAUAUAUUUCAUGUUGAUCAAUUUGAGCUACAGCAUCAAUGUUCCUCCAGGAGGAUUAUUUACCCAAACUGGGUAUUAUACCUGUUAUCAUCACUCUGUGAUUAGCAGUAUUUGAUUUGUUUAAACAUCGAACUCCAUUUGUGAAAUUGUCGAUCAUGUUAUUUGAAUAAUGAUUUUAUUGCAAAUGGGAGAACAAAUGUCAAAUUGAAAAACCCUUGUUAAUUUUGAACAAUUCUGUUGUCUUUAAAAAAGACAGUAACUGUGAAUUUCAUACUCGGAUAGAGUAUCAUAUCUUUCAUAAAGACAGUAACUGUGUAUCCUAUAUACUCUGAAAUAGUAUCAAAUCUUUCAUAAAAACAGUAACUGUGUAUCCUAUAUACUCUGAUAGAGUAUCAUAUCUUUCAUAAAGACAGUAACUGUGUAUCCUAUAUACUCUGAUAGAGUAUCAUAUCUUUCAUAAAGACAGUAACUGUGUAUCCUAUAUACUCUGAUAGAGUAUCAUAUCUUUCAUAAAGACAGUAACUGUGUAUCCUAUAUACUCUGAUAGAGUAUCAUAUCUUUCAUAAAGAUAGUAACUGUGUAUCCUAUAUACUCUGAUAGAGUAUCAUAUCUUUCAUAAAGAUAGUAACUGUGUAUCCUAUAUACUCUGAUAGAGUAUCAUAUCUUUCAUAAAGAAAGUAACUGUGUAUCCUAUAUACUCGGAUAGAGUAUCAUAUCUUGGAUAUUUGUUCAAGUCUUGUUGUGAUGUUUAAUCACGUUAUUUCUCUUGAAAUUUUUACCUUAAAUUAAGGUAUUGAUGAUGUGACUCAUUCAGUCACUCUGAAUAAAUACACAAAUCUUCAUUUGAAA
Salvelinus fontinalis (brook trout) is the source of this 1906-nucleotide messenger RNA. Its product is annotated as transcription factor HES-5-like. The transcript is spliced from 2 exons. Gene Ontology annotation, cellular component: nucleus. The coding region runs from base 1 to 555 and encodes 184 amino acids. Gene Ontology annotation, biological process: regulation of neurogenesis; regulation of transcription by RNA polymerase II; anterior/posterior pattern specification. Gene Ontology annotation, molecular function: protein dimerization activity; DNA-binding transcription factor activity, RNA polymerase II-specific; RNA polymerase II cis-regulatory region sequence-specific DNA binding. NCBI's taxonomy places the organism in Eukaryota, Metazoa, Chordata, Actinopteri, Salmoniformes, Salmonidae. The record is from RefSeq and is a predicted model, not a curated record.